AUGAGUAAAAUAAUUAGAUUAUCAAACUUUCAAACUGCUUCAAGAUGUUGGUUACCAACUAACAAUAUUAUUAGAUCAAACAACAUAAGAUUAUUAUCAUCCAAUCAAAGGUAUAUCAAUUUAAACCAACACAGUUUAAGUGAUAUAAAUUUAAUCAGCAAUGAUGAAAUUUUAAACUAUCAAGAAUUGAAUAACACUACCAACACUAUCAUCAAGAACGACGAAGAAAUGAAUUUCGAACCAACGAUCUUUUCUAACGAUGAUGUUUUUACUGCUGGUCCAGUUAAUAAACACUAA
Yamadazyma jaroonii is the source of this 297-nucleotide messenger RNA. The record is from the annotation of a GenBank genome assembly. NCBI's taxonomy places the organism in Eukaryota, Fungi, Ascomycota, Pichiomycetes, Serinales, Debaryomycetaceae.